Messenger RNA from Oncorhynchus kisutch (coho salmon), 4216 nucleotides. RefSeq names its product DCC-interacting protein 13-alpha. The transcript has 22 exons. Gene Ontology annotation, cellular component: endosome membrane; cytoplasm. The record is from RefSeq and is a predicted model, not a curated record. Gene Ontology annotation, molecular function: protein binding. Bases 223 to 2205 code for a protein of 660 amino acids. Lineage: Eukaryota; Metazoa; Chordata; Actinopteri; Salmoniformes; Salmonidae. Gene Ontology annotation, biological process: signaling.
UGUAUUUCAUUGCAUAGCACAAAGGAACCAAUGAAAUCUGUCGAGAAAAACUUUAUCCAAUCAUAAUCGUUCUAAAGGCGGGAUAUCCGCAUGUAGGAUGAUAUGUGUGUGGAGGUUGAUCUGAAGGGAAAACAUUCAGUGGGAGUGAUAGGCUAGCUAUUUCAUUUAUUAUUGACCGAUUACAGUUCCUAUUCGUACGAAUUGAAAUAGCUAGCUAUAGCCAUGCCUGGAAUAGAUACAUUACCGAUCGAGGAGACAUUCGAGGACAGUCCGCAGACGCGCUCCCUGCUCGGUGUGUUCGAGGAGGAUGCGGCUGCAAUAUCCAACUACUCCCAGAAGCUCUUCCAGGCCAUGAACAGAAUCUACGAUGCACAAAAUGAGUUGAGUGCUGCCACCCAUCUCACCUCCAAACUUCUGAAGGAGUAUGAGAAACAGCGCUUUCCUCUUUGCAGCGACGACGAGGUCAUGAGCUCCACCCUGCAGCAUUUUGCCAAAGUCAUAGACGAGUUGAGUUCCUGUCAUGCAGUCCUCUCCACUCAGCUGGCUGACGCCAUGAUGUUCCCUAUCACCCAGUUUAAGGAGAGGGACUUAAGAGAGAUACUGACUCUGAAGGAAGUGUUCCAGAUUGCCAGUGAUGAUCAUGACAUGGCCAUCAACCGAUACAGCCGUCUCUCUAAAAGGAGGGACAACGAGAAGGUGAAGGGCGAGGUGAUGGAGGAUGUGUAUACCUCCAGGAAGAAGCAGCACCAGACCAUGAUGCACUACUUCACAGCCCUCAACACUCUGCAGUACAAGAAGAAGAUUGCCAUUCUGGAGCCGCUGCUGGGGUAUAUGCAGGCACAGAUCAGCUUUUUCAAGCUGGGAUCAGAGAACCUCACCCAGCAGUGGGAAGAUUUCCUCACCAACAUAGGAACCAGCGUUCAGAAUGUCCGCAGGGAGAUGGAUGGUGAGGUAGAUAUAAUGCAACAGACCAUCCAGGACUUGGAGCAGGCCAGUGACCUCCUCUACAUGCCAGACCCCGACCCUAGCCAGGUUCCUGUCAACCGCAACCUCACACGCAAGGCCGGCUACCUCUACAGACGAAAUAAAACAAGCCUAGUGUCUUCCUCCUGGGAGCGGCAGUACUUCUUCACCCAGGGAGGGAACCUGAUGGGCCAGGCACGAGGGCAUGUAGCUGGGGGUCUGGUCAUGGACAUCGAUAAUUGCUCUGUCAUGGCCGUGGACUGUGAAGACCGACGCUUCUGCUUCCAGAUCACAUCCUUUGACGGCAAGAAGGUGGUCAUAUUGCAGGCAGAUAGCAGAAAGGACUGUGAAGAGUGGAUUGCAACUAUAAACAACAUCUCAAAGAGGAUAUAUCUGAGUGAGAACCCAGAGGAAAUUGCAGCCAGAGUGAACCAAUCAGCUCUUGAGGCUGUGACACCGUCUCCCUCCUUCCAGCAGAGGCAUGAGAGUAUGCGGCCGACCACACAAGGGCGGUCCCGGGCAGCGCGGACCAGCAGUGUGAGCUCAGUGGGCUCUGAGACGGCCUCACCGGCCCUCUCUGUCCUCUCAUUGGACGCCCUGGUGGCUCCUGACACGCCCAUCCAGUUUGACAUCAUCUCUCCAGUCAGCGAGGAGUACGCAGGCCAGGCCAAGGCUGCGGGACAGGGCAGGACCAACCCGUUUGGUGAAUCAGGAGACACUCCACCUGAGGAGAGUGAAGACUCCAUCCUGCACCAGCUGUUCAUUGUGCGUUUCCUGGGUUCUAUGGAGGUGAAGAAUGCCGACAGCUCUGACGUCAUCUAUGAGACCAUGAGACAGAUCCUAGCAUCCAGGGCCAUACAUAACAUCUUCAGGAUGACUGAGUCUCACCUGCUGGUCACCUGCGACUGCCUCAAGCUCAUCGAUCCUCAGACACAAGUCACACGGCUGAGGUUCCCUCUUUCCAGUGUGGUGGUGUGUUCGUCCCACCAGGAGAACAAGCGUCUGUUUGGAUUCGUCCUGCAGACUGCAGAAGGCAGGGUGGACGGACGACCUGUCACCGUCUGCUAUAUCUUUGAGUCCAACAAUGAUGGGGAGAAGAUAUGUGACAGUGUUGGGCUGGCCAAACAGAUCGCUUUCCACUCAGAGAUGGAUCGCAAAGCUACAGAGAAGAAGGAGGAGCAGGACAAGGCCAAGGAGAAACAGCAGGAGGAGCUGAGUAAACAGAAACAGAUUGAAAAGUAAACUGAAUGAUUCAUUGAUUAAUUGAUGAGUCAAUUAAUUUGAAUGAACCCACAGGACCUGGAGGAACAGAGCCGUUUAAUCGCAGCCUCCAGUCGCCCCACCCCCCCUGCUCCUAGCGCUGAUGGGCAGUUCCUGGUGCUGAGCAAAAGCCAAUCAGAGGACAGUGAUGCAGGACAGGAGGGGCGGGAGAAGGGAGAGUCGGAUGCCUAAGAGAAUGGAAGGGAAAGAGCUUUCAUCAGAUACUACUUUGGACCAUCAAACUACCGGAAAUCGAUCAUCUUCAAUGGAAGGAGACGACAUGAGAAGACUUUGAGCAAUUGUUUGUGUGAUUUUUGGUCCAUAGGGAAGGCACAAUUGUCCCAGCGUCUUCCGGAUUAGGGUUUGGCCGGGGUAGGCCGUUACUGUAAAUAAGAAUUUGUUCUUAAUUGACUUGCCUAGUUAAAUAAAUGUUAAAGUCACCUAUGUUGAGCCAAUGUUCUUUUCUGAACAGACAACUGAACAAGCUUGGCGAGGUCUUACUACAAAGUACUAUCCGGUGAAAAUGCACAGUUAGAGCGGGAGUUGGUUCCUUGGCUUCUCAACCCUGGGCCUUGGCUCCUCAACCCUGGGCCUUGGCUCCUCAACCCUGGGCCUUGGCUCCUCAACCCUGGGCCUUGGCUCCUCAACCCUGGGCCUUGGCUCCUCAACCCUGGGCCUUGGCUCCUCAACCCUGGGCCUUGGCUCCUCAACCCUGGGCCUUGGCUCCUCAACCCUGGGCCUUGGCUCCUCAACCCUGGGCCUUGGCUUAGCCUCUGGGCUUUUCUCUGGCUCCUACAUUGUUUUACAGAGGAGUUGGACUGCAAAUAGACUUUAACAUUACACAAAGAUGGAUUAAGACCCCACUAAACAAACAAAAGAAGAGGAGAAAUAAAUGUGUGUGAAUGACUGAACACUCAAAGAAUCCUUCCGGAUCUUUCUCAUCCUCCAUAUGUAAAUCAUGUAUUAUAUACUGGUACUUGUAUUCAGAGGAAAUGUAGAAGGAGAUGAUUAAUGCUUUUAAGCUUUUAUUUUAUUUUUAAUAAUCAUGGUGACUGAAUACCAUUGGUAUACUAGAAAACAUAGAGAUUAUAGAGUGUAUUAAUUUGUUGGGGAAGGAAGACAUUGCACAUGUUAAUACUGUAAUGACAUAAAAUACAUGUUUAUGUCAACCAUAUACAUGUUGUCUUCCAUUCAACUAACACGCUCGCAUGUGCUUUGGAUCCCAUCAUUCAAGAUACCUAAUUGCCACGCUUUUUUCCCCCGUCUAUAAUGAAUAUUUACCCUUUCAAUUAACCGUUUGAGUGUGUUUGGUUUCAAGAUGAGAAUUUAGAUCUCUAAUCAUUUAACCCCAAACACCAAUAAUGGUUUCUCGUUCAAUGGAUCAGACUACUUGCCAUAGCCCAACAGACCUUGUGCCUGAGGUGUAAUGUAUUCAUCUCAUUGGUUGGAACAAAGAACAACACUAUAAUACAAAGUGCUAAAUCAGGGCAUUGACUCUUAAAAGGAAAAAUGGGAUCUAUGAACUGUUUUGUUUUUUCCCCAUUAUGUCUGUUAAAAUCGAUAGUUUUGAAAUGGUUUGUGUUUUUCUCAGAUUUCUGUACAAAGAAAUGCACUGCACUAUUGAACAGUUUGUCUGAAAUGUUCCUCACCCUUAACCCAUUGCUAUGUAAGUUUGUGCUGAGCUCUGACUAAGUUUAUCACUUAUCAACUCAUAGUGAACACAUGUUGCAGUGGCAUGAUGCAGGGAAAACUAUCAUAUCAACAAAGUGGAAUUGAUUUGACAUAUUACUGAUAAUGAAAGUUGAGUCUACUUUAUUAUCAUUUUGGGGAAAGGUGUUUAAAGAAGUAGUUAGGAACUGUUAGAUGUUAAUAGGGGGAACUGCACUUUAAUUAUUGAUGCAGGGGGAAAUAGGAUCAUGUUUACUCUAUAUACUUCAGUGAUUACUAUUGCAGUCUUAAAUAGCUUUUCAACAAUAAAGGUACACUAAUUCAA